Messenger RNA from Rubroshorea leprosula, 923 nucleotides. The record is from the annotation of a GenBank genome assembly. Lineage: Eukaryota; Viridiplantae; Streptophyta; Magnoliopsida; Malvales; Dipterocarpaceae.
AAUUCUCUUCACUCCACACACACACACAGACACACUUGUACUACUAAGUACUGUAUUAGGUUUCCGGGUGCCUAAACAAAAAAAAAUGAAGGGCCAAGAUGCAGCCACCGCGAUACCAACAUCAGUACCGUCCCCGCGGCCGUCGACAACAGGGAAGAAAGAUGGCUCUGUAGCUGCUGUAAUUGGUCAGAGUGGGUACAAAUUCUGGGCUUUGGCCGCCCUCCUCCUCCUAGCCUUCUGGUCCAUAUUCACCGGUUCUGUUUCCCUCAAAUGGUCCUCUACCGAUCUAACUAGAUUCUCUUCCCACGAUGCCGAUUUCGCUGUCCACGACGAUCUCGACAUCCUCGAAUUGGAGGAGAGAGAGAAGGUAGUGAGGAAGAUGUGGGAUGUGUACACCCAGAGACCUAACGCGCCGCUGACGAGGUUCUGGCUGGAGGCUUUUGAAGCUGCAUACGAGUACUUAUCCAGUGAUGUUCCCGGAAUACGAGAUGCCGCCGUUUCUGAGAUCGCCAAACUAUCCAUGCGCUCCGUCAAUCUCGAUCCCCUCUCUGUUCAUUCCGUGAGUACCACGCAAGAGAAGCAAGAGCAGAAAAACAAGAAGAUAUCUGCAUUUUCCUUGUAAGCAUAGCAGGAAAAAAAAUUGAGAUCGAACGUACAAAAGUCACUCUUGAAAAACAGUGAGCAUAAAUAAGAUGAGAUAUAUCCAUCUACAAAUUUUCUCCUACAAUGUCGAUGCUGAUGUAUUACAAUAUUUAGAAUGCUGAGAGCCUGAAACCAAAGUGCUUACACGAUUGAUAAGCGUGCAUUUGUAGCGUUUAUGAAUGUAAUGGGAAAUUGAAGUUUGUCCCAGUUGAGCAAAGAUUGGAACUUGACCACACAAGAUGCAGAAAAGAUUUAGCUUUGAUUAAAUUCUGUGCCUAACU